AUGGUCUCCGCCGCCGAUCUCAUGAGGCAGCACCAAGCUCAGCUCGCUCAGGCUGAUGCUGCUUCCGAACUGCCGCCCAUGGCCGACCCUUUCCCUUCGCUCGUGCAGGAUCCUUUCCCGCCUGCGCCCGUUGCGGCUGCCCCCUCUGCCUCGGCUUCUGCUGCUGCUGUAUUGAACGGCGACGGCAACCACAGCAACACCGCUCCUUCUGCUACCAACGGCCGUGCUCACGCACCGGCCCGCUCCAAGCAGCCCGACUUCUCCUCGGAGUCCGCUUUUCCCUCGCUCGGCGCCGGUGCCAACCCUGCCAAGGGUCAGUGGGGUAGCAAGGGUUCCACCUGGAACGGCUCAGCUCCCGUCAUCCAGCGCGCCGUUGCCCAGCAGACCUUCUCGCUCUCCCUCUCGCAUGAUUCCGUCGCAAAGCUCUCCACCGUCAUGUCCAAGGUCCAGAACAAGUACCGCGGCGUCAAGAUCGAAGCUUCCACCACCCGCAAGACCGGCACCACCACCUUUGUCCUCAAGGCCGCUGACGAUGCUGUCGUCAAGAAUGCCAAGCGCGAGAUCACCGUCCUGCUUGCGAAGCACGUCUCCACACAGAUCAUGAUUCCCGCCUCGCUCCGUGCCUUUGUCAUCGGCACCAAAGGCAAGAACCUCAAGGCCAUCACCGAACAGACCGGCGUCAAGGUCCACGUUCCGCCUCGCGACCCCGCUGCCGAUGCUGAGCUCGACGCCAACCAGCGCAACACCAUCGACUACGACAACGACGAGCAGAUCCCCAUCACGCUCGAGGGAGACGAGAUCAACGUCAAGCAGGCCCAGGCCAUGAUCCAAGCCAUCGUCGCAGAGAGGACCUCCAAGAUCACCCAGCGACUCACCCACAUCGACCACAUCUUCUACCCCUUCAUCGCCGGUCCCAAGGGUGCCAACGCCGCCCAGCUCGAGAAGCAAGCCGGUGAUGGCGAGAUUUCCGUCCGCGUCCCCCCUCGCGCCGCCUUCCUGCACAGCAAGGACGCUGCUGACGACGACUCGGCCGAGCCCAAGCGUGAGCGCGACCUGGCCAUCAUCGUCUCUGGUGACCGCGAAAAGGUGACUGCAGCCGUUGCCUCCAUCGAAGCGCAGGUUGAGGACAUGAAGAACUCGUUCCGCACCCUCGCUAUCAGCAUCCCCAAGCGUCAGCACCGCUUCCUCGUCGGCGAUGCCGCCAACGACAUCCUUGCCUCCACCUCGUGCAGCGUCGAACUUGCCGCCAUCGACGACCCUUCGGACAGCGUCACCAUCCGUGGGCCCCAGAGCCAGUUGCCCCUGGCGCUCACCGCCGCUAUGGAGAAGGCCAACGCGGUCCGUGUCGAGGUUGUCGACGUCGUCGCAGCGCACAGAUCCCUCGCCAAAGAUCCUGUCGACCAUGCCAAGCACGUCCUUCGAUGGCUCAGCGUCGGCGGAAAGAUUCCGCGAAGCUCCACGGUCCAGAUCUACCUCCCGCGACCCGCCAUCGUCGAGUCCACCGGCAACGUUCAGAUCGAAAUUGUCGGCUCUGAUGCUGCCGAGGUCUCCAAGCUCCGCGAGACCGUCCAGGAGCUUGUCAAGGCGGUUCCUCCUACCUUCAUCGAGGAGUUCGACGUCGACCCUCUCCUUCACCGCUUCAUCAUUGGCAAGAAAGGCCAGGGUUUGAAGCCGUACGAAGCACGAGGUGUCGAUGUUCUCUUCCCGCCCGCCUCAUCCAGCACCGACGGCGACUCUCGAUCCGACGUUCUGCUCGUUUUGGCGGGCUCCUCUGUCGUUGCUGCCCUGCCGGCCGACCGCAAGGCUCGCGACGCCAAGGCCAGCGAGAUCCUCGAGGCCGUCAAGCAAGACAUCCAGAAGGCGCAGGUGGCCGCCGCCGACAUUCGCAGCGAGACACUGACCGUGCCCGCAAAGCUUCACAGAGCCAUUCUUGGCCCCAACGGCACCACGCUCAACGCCGUUAUUGGCGAAGACAGGCUAGUGGCCGUCAAGCUUGGCUCCAGCAAGGCUGCUUCUGCGGACAAGUCCAGCACCAGCCUGUCCGAGGACUCCAUUCUGGUCCGUGGUCCCAGCUCCGAGGUCGAGCGCGUCGUCAAGGAGCUCACCCGUAUCGCUGCCGAGGCAGAGCAGGACAACAUUAUCAAUGGCCACGUCGCCGAGUUCUCGGUCGACGCCAACCAUGUCCCUCAUCUCGUCGGACGUGGCGGUUCGGCCAUCACCAAGCUUCGCGAAGAGCUCGGCGUGCGCAUCGACUUUGGCGAGCCUUCGAGCGCCGAUGGUGCCGACGGCGUCAAGAAGGGCCGAAAGCCUACCUCCACCACCAAGGUUGUGCUCACCGGUCGCAAGGAGAACGUCGAGGAGGCCAAGAAGCGUCUUCAGACCCAAGUCGAGCGACUUGCCGAUGAGACCACCGUCACGCUCAAGAUCCCGCAAGAGAUGCAUGGCAGCUUCAUCGGUCAGGGCGGCAAGUACGUCACCCGCCUGCAGGACACCUAUGCUGUGCGCAUCAACUUUCCCAACGCCAACGCCCAGAGCGGCACCUCCACCCCCACCGAGGGUGGCGAUGACAAGCCUGCCGGUGGCGCGCGUGUCCAACAGAAGCCUGACGAGGUCAUCAUCAAGGGAGGCAAGAAGGGUGUCGAAGGUGCCAAGGCCGAGCUGCUUGAGCUGCUCGAGUACGAGAAGGAGCACAACAACGUCACUGUCCUCAACGUGAGCACAAAGUCGAUCGCGCGUAUCAUGGGCAAGGGCGGAGCCACGAUCAAGCAGAUCCGAGACGAGAGCGAGGCGCAGGUGGACGUUGACCGCGAGGACAACGAAAAGAACGGCACCACCUCGAUCAAGAUCCGUGGUACCAAGAAGGCCAUCGCCGCUGCCAAAAAGGCCAUCGAGGCCAUCUCUUCCGAGGUGGACGCCGAGCAGGUCUACACACUCACCAUCGCCCCGGAGCACCACGGCAUUUUGAUUGGACCUCAAGGAUCCAACAUUCGCGAUCUCAUCAUCAAGGCCGGUGGACCCGAGGACACCAAGGCUUCGUCGCAGUACGUCCAGUUCCCACGCCGGAACGAAAAGGAUGCGUCGACGGUUACCGUGCGAGGCCCUGCUUCGUUGGCCAAGGCCAUCCGCGACGAGCUCGAGAGUGCCGCACAGAUCCUGGCUUCGCGCGUCGUCUACGGUGUGAUUGUGGCGCCGCAGGCACAGAGGAUGCUCAUCGGCCGUGGCGGAUCGCGCCAGUCGGAGCUGCAGACACAAUCGUAG
Sporisorium graminicola is the source of this 3258-nucleotide messenger RNA. RefSeq lists its product as uncharacterized. NCBI's taxonomy places the organism in Eukaryota, Fungi, Basidiomycota, Ustilaginomycetes, Ustilaginales, Ustilaginaceae. Gene Ontology annotation, biological process: nuclear division. Gene Ontology annotation, molecular function: mRNA binding. The record is from RefSeq and is a predicted model, not a curated record. The coding region runs from base 1 to 3258 and encodes 1085 amino acids. Gene Ontology annotation, cellular component: cytoplasm; nucleus. The transcript is spliced from 2 exons.